This is a messenger RNA of Alternaria atra, 3546 nucleotides long. RefSeq lists its product as uncharacterized. Gene Ontology annotation, molecular function: protein binding; histone H3K4 methyltransferase activity; RNA binding. The record is from RefSeq and is a predicted model, not a curated record. Lineage: Eukaryota; Fungi; Ascomycota; Dothideomycetes; Pleosporales; Pleosporaceae. Gene Ontology annotation, cellular component: Set1C/COMPASS complex. The transcript is spliced from 3 exons. The coding region runs from base 1 to 3546 and encodes 1181 amino acids.
AUGUCGCGUUCUGGUCAAAAUAUUUCUCUACACGCCCUCACACCCUUGACCAGUUCAGACUCGUCUCCGCCUGGCAAGCUGCCUAGCCCGCGCUCUUCCAAGCUCUCGCAUGAGACGAUGCACACGCCCUCAUCCUCUACACACGCGGCGCCAUCGAGCGCGCCCAACAAUGUCGCCGAUACCAUCACACCCAUAAACACGCCGCCCGAGACGCGCAUAUCCGUCUUCCCAGCCGACGGCGUGCUGGGCCAACGCUCCACCUACGAUGCGCAGCUUGACUCUAAACUCGACAAACGGGCGAGAGCAAAGGGAACGGCGAAAUACACCACAAUACUGGAUAAGGGCGACCCAUCUCCUCCUCCCGACCCGCGGCUAGCCAUUGCUGGCUACACCACUGGCCACUAUGUCAUCAAGACUUCCUUCGUGGGAGCCCCAAAGUCCAAACUUCGAAUAGCACCAUAUGUUGCUAAGCCGUACUCGUUCGAUCAACGCAUAUCAUGCGGUCCAGGACCCGCGACCCAAGUGGUUGUAACAGGAUUUGAUCCUUUAACACCAGACGCGCAAUUGCGUGGUUUCUUCUCCACCUAUGGCGAAAUAGAGACUCUUCGCAACCAAGUACAUCCUGACAAUGGUAGCCCACUUGGAAUAUGUUUGGUCAAGUUUCGCGAUACCCCGCCUGCGCGCGGUGUACCAGGGGUCAAAGCAACCACUUCAGCAAAGCGAGCCGAACGAGAAGGCACGAAUCAGCGCAUUGCGCAACACACCAUCAGGGUGAAAUCUGAUCGCGAAGGCCGGAGAUGCCAGAAACUGGUGGAUAUGGCGGUGCAGCAAACCCGUAAGGAGGAAGAGAAGCAGCGUGUCAAGUUCGCUGCAAAGGCCGCUAGCGCAGCGACACCAGUUAUACCGGGGAAUUUCGAUUUGCCGGCAAACGUGCCCAAAGGCCCGUCUGGAAAGGGCACGCGUCCGCCGAUACCGAUACCUCGAGAACCUCUAUCGAGAAAGGCCGCGCUUUCCUUCCUCAUCGAACGCGAACCAAUCAAGCCUACACUGAAACGAAAGCCUUAUAUCUUCAUCGCUCACGCAUACGUACCCGUCCUCAGCACAACCGUCGAUCAUCUGAAGAAGCGGUUAAAGAACUUCCGGUGGGCUUCGGUGCGAUGCGACCAGACGGGCUACUAUGUAACCUUUGAAGAGUCGAAGCGCGGUGAAGAUGAGGCCGUUCGAUGCUACAAAGAAUGCCACAUGCAAGCUCUGUUCACGUAUGUCAUGAACAUGGAGUGCAAUCAGUAUGGCGAUCCCAACUACGAGCGUAGUCCAAGCCCAGAACGUGUAGUGGCAGACAAGAAGCGAAAGGCUAUUGAAGAGCGAAUAGAACAGGAAGAGGCGGAAGAUCUUGAGUGGGAAAAGAAGCAAAGGGCAGAUUCAUUAGAUCCUGUACGAGCCGCUUUGGACGUUCUGAAGCAGGAGCUCCAAGAAAAGCUUCUUGGGGACAUUAAGACGAAAUUGGCGGCGCCCACUAUACUCGAACUGCUGGAUCCCGAUCUCCACGUAGAGAAGCGCCGCAAAUUCGAUGUCCCCGCUCCUUCUCAGAAGGAAGAGGUUGCGCGGCCACCUGCACUCCUCGCCCCAGGAUUCGACGCCUUUGGAGUUGGUACGCCAAAGGGCCGCAAUGGCGGUUUCGGUGGUCGCAACGCGCGUAGAGCACUGGGUGCGUUCGAUCCCAGUACUAGGCGUGGAAAGAAGCCUCCGAAGGUUGUCAAUGCAUUCGCAGAUGAGCGAAGGAAGGCCUCUGCGCCCAAGCCUCGUGUGGCCCGUGGUCUGCACCGCCAAAUGAUUGAGAUGUUCGAGCCGGAAGAGUCUGAUGACGAAAGUCGCAGCCAGCUAACUCGCGGCACUGAAGAGCAAGAGAGCCGACCAAUCAGCCGUGCUCCUUCUACCGACGUUGAAGAGGAGGUGGAAGAGUCAUCGAGAGCCCAUCGUGCCAAACGGCGCCGUCUCGAAACUGGAUGGGGUGAAGACAGUGACGAGGAGAUGGAUGAUUCGCAUGCUAGGAGUUUGCUUGCCCACUGCAUCCACAAGGAUCCAGAAAACAUGGCGGAGAAAGAGCUGGAGCAAGUACUUGCAAUUCUUCCCCGCUCCUCCCCUAUUUGGAAGAAGGCAGAGAAAGCACUCAAAGGAUUUAGAAGGUUGCGGAAGAUUGAGCAAGAGGCGGAUGCGAUCUUUGGCGUGGAAGCAAGCGCACUUGACAAACUUGAGCCUGAAGUCAUCAUCACUCAGGACGAUGAAGCACUCAAGCCUAUCGAGACUACCGAACUACCAGAGACACUUACGUCACUCAAGAAGAAGGCUGUCGCCAAACCCAAGAAAAAGACUAAGAAGCAGCUUGAAGAGGAGGCCAAGGCUGCGAAGGUAGAGGUCACAGAAAUCGAGGCUCCUGUGGAGGAGGAGGUUCCUGAAGUCAAGGAAGUCAAGGAGGUCAUCGAAGAGGCCGUGGUUGAGGAAUCGACACCAGAAGACGACGAGCGAGCCACUUCUGUGCUCUGGGACGUAUCCUCCGGAGAGCCUCGGAAGACUGUUGAGGACGACCUCAGUGUUGUAAUGGACAUUGACGGUUGGCAACACAUGCUCAAAGACGACGAGGAUUUGCGUCACCUGAAGGCCGCCAUGGAGUCCAUCAGUGCCGCAAAGAUCGGAGACGCACAGUCUUGGGCAUGGAAACAGAAGUCUAUCAAGCACCUCAACCGCAACGGCGAAGAGGGCGUCUCGCGUACCGAAACAAAGAUCGAGGGUUACUACGUUCCUAACUCGACUGGCUCAGCUCGUACAGAAGGCGUCAAGAAAAUUCGCGAGUCUGAAAAGUCAAAAUACCUACCUCAUCGUAUUCGCGUACAGAAGGAGCGCGAGGAGCGCCAACGCCGUGCCAAGCAAGAAGAGAAAAGCGUUGUCUCUGUCGAAGGCUUCAAGUUCCACACUAGUGCUAACAAGACGUCCACCGCCAACUCGCGUGCCAAUCGCGCUAACAACCGUCGCAUGGUCAACGAUAUCAACAUAUCCAAGAACAUGUCUGGCGCUGAAGGUGACGCCCUCCGCUUCAACCAGCUGAAGAAACGCAAGAAGCUUGUCAAAUUCGACCGAUCCGCCAUUCACAACUGGGGUCUCUACGCCCAAGAACCCAUCGCCGUCAACGACAUGAUCAUCGAAUACGUAGGCGAGAAGGUUCGCCAGCGGGUUGCCGAUCUCAGGGAAGCCAAGUACGACAUGCAAGGUGUCGGCUCAAGUUACCUGUUCCGCAUUGAUGAAGACACGGUUAUCGAUGCGACCAAGAUGGGUGGCAUUGCAAGAUUCAUCAAUCAUUCUUGUACGCCAAACUGCACGGCCAAGAUUAUUCGCGUGGAUAAUACGAAGCGUAUCGUCAUCUACGCGUUGCGGGAUAUCAACUCUGAUGAGGAACUUACCUACGACUACAAGUUCGAGCGUGAGAUGGACGCGACUGAUCGUAUUCCUUGUCUUUGCGGUUCCAUCGGCUGCAAGGGCUUCCUUAACUAG